AGUUUAAAAGUUUAGAGUUAUGGUGGGGAGAUAUUGAAUAUUCUGACGCGUGACAGUGCUAUAAGAGUAUGUCUGUGGUGUUCUAAUGAUCGCAGCGAUGAAACGAAUGGUUUCAAGAAACAGCUUGAAAAUCGGUCAUUGUAUUCUUCUCCAAGCCCUCCUCUUAAUAUUCUGCCAUCCUGUGGAAGGGGUGGAUGAGACUCGCACCUACACGGUAACGGUAAGAAACGGAUUUCUGAAAGCAGUGGACAACGAAACACCGAAAGAAAACUUGAGCCCAGAAGUCAAAAAGUUUGAAAGAAAAAUCCACUGCUGGACAAGUAAUCAGACAUACGGUGAGACGAGCUAUAACCUUAACUUGGCCCAAUACACGGAAGUAUGCGAAAAUGACCCUGGAUUCUACCAGUACUGCGGAACAGCUCCACUGGGAGCCAUGGCCCAAAUCCAAGCAUUCGGGAUAAAUGGCACACUUUGUGGUUCUUAUAUUUGCACUAACAAGAAGUUUCCUGUCCUGGGAGAUCUCAGUCCAGUUACGCACGACUCUGGUCUGUAUCCGUUGAAGAGAUUCCAGUGCAGUGGAAACUAUGACAUUUGUGAUAACAUCGAAGCGGAGAAGUUGAGGACGAAAAACUGUGGCAGUGAGAAAUGGUUUCACUGUGAGAUUAGUGGUGUUACAGUGCCGAUGGAAAACAAAUGCGAUGGUGUCAAUGACUGCCUUGCGACCGAGGAUGAAAUGGCAGAAGAUUGUCAACAUGAUUAUGGAAUAACAUGCGAAAGCAGCAAGGACAUCGUGCAAGGAGCCAAGAUAUGGAGGAGCCCCCUUGACACAUGUAAAAUGGAUGAAGAAAGCAGCAUCUGCAUAGACGAAAUAGACCUGUACAACAAAUCAGAAGCCUGCAGUCCCUCAGUCCAGGUUGGUUCAUGUCCCCGUAGAAAGGGUGGCGACCUGAUACCCCUCUUCCCGGCCCAGAUGUGUGGGGCGUACAGUUACUACAACCCAGAAGAUAGCAGACUAGCAGAACGAGUCUGUUAUGAUGGGAGGGAUCAGAUAAACUGCACGAACAGGGACAUCGUGUUCACCUGCAACCACACCCCAACAAAUCACACAAUAUCUCUGACAGAUGUUGUUCUCUGUAAAAACCUCGGACUAUGCACAGAUAACAUCCCCGACCUGUGCGAGGAACCCGAAGCAAGCUGCAAGGUGCACAGACAUUUCAUGUGUGAUGGGGUAGACAACUGUGAUAACGGUCAGGACGAAGUUCAUUGUAAGGAACUCCAAACCGAGGUGAAUUGCCUGCGGAGGGUAAGGAAAACACCAGGAGAUGGCCAGGAGCCUGUGAAAAUGCCAAUACUCAAAUCUUGGGUCAAUGACGGAGUGGUUGACUGUGAUAAUGGAGAGGACGAGGAUGUGGACAUUUGGAAGGUCUGUGAGUAUGUUUUAAAGGGAGACAGGAAAGUAGACAAGUUCUCAUAUAAAAAUGCUGAUAGCACAUGCAAUGCAGCAUUUAUAUGCAACCCUGAUGAAAAGGACGUCAAGGACGUGGUUCUGAUUGAUCCUAACGACAUGUGUGACGGCAGGCAAAAGAAGGGCUGCCCUAUAGAAUCUUCACUCUGCCUGUUAUCCAGAGACAAGGAAGUGAACGUCGAUGUUUUCAGUCCAAACCGCCUACAGAAGUACCUUGAUCCGUGUAUCCCAGGCAUUAUGAACGAAGGAAACCAUAGUCAGGUGACGUGUAAGAAUUACAUUCUUGAGGACUCUUAUGGAACUCAACCAAUAGAGAUAUCAGGACCAGCAGAUCGACUGUACGACUGCGCAUACCUCUUCGGAGAAUUCUAUGUUUAUUCGUCCUGUCUGAACUUAUGCAGUGAUAAAAGUGUGGUUUGUCCCAUUAGAAAGGUUAACUAUUUGACAUCGUGUCCUGAUAUGCCCAACCGAACCCUAACUCUUACAAAGAAAGGUGAUUUGACAUUUGUAGAACCCAUUGAAGACGGAAAAUUCAUCAAUAAAGAAAUGUUCCCUUGUGAAAACGGCAGGUGUGUGCUUUACAGCCAAACCUGUGACCUCAUAAACGAUUGUGGGGAUAACUCAGACGAAAAGUACUGCAAUAAUCACUUCUCCUGUGAUAAUGCUACCCAUGAGAUAAUCAAAAAGUCUCAAUUUUGCGAUGGAAUCAUCCACUGUUCGAACGAGUAUGACGAAUGCCAUGAAGACUGCCCUCAAGGAAACAACAAAACAAUUCUCCAAUCUACAGUGCUGCGGGUGUUCGGAUGGCUGAUCGGCAUCCCAGCGAUCCUCAUGAACGGUUUUAUGAUGUUAAGGAAUCUUACUGGUAUGCUAAAGGGUGAACACAGCACUGCAGUCAGUCUCAGCAUAUCCGCUCUCGUGACCCUCAUUGCUCUGGGAGACUUCUUUGUGGGUCUCUAUCUUGUUUGUAUUAGUAUUGAGAAUGUCACAAGGAGUGAGGGUUUUUGCAAAGAGGAGCGAAAGUGGCUAACUUCGUCCUCUUGUGAAUUCUAUGGAGUUAUAUCAACUUUUGGGUCUGAGCUAUCAGUCUUUGCCAUGACUUCUUUAAGCGUCUACCGAGCUUUUGUUAUGAGAAGGUUGAACACUGGACAGAGACCUCAGGCAAAAUUUAAAUUCUUGCUUGGAAUAGGGUGUUUGGUGUUGACCUCAUUAGCUUUCCUAAUAGCCAUAAUACCGAUAGAACCCCAUCUUCACGAAGCCUACUUUAAUAAUGGAUACUUCAUAGAAAAUGCAGCUUUUUUUCUGAGUCCAAAAAAAAGUGGUGAAUUUUGGCCACUGUUACGAAAAUAUUUUGGUGCUAAUGACAUUGAAAACAUUGCAAACAGUUCAACAAGUGUGAAGAGAAAGGUCGAAGAAAUGUUCAGCAAGUCCAGUGACGCAGACGGCGAGCAACUGAAUUUUAAAAUUCUUGGUUUCUAUGGCAGCAGUGGUUCGUGCACUUUCAAGUUCUUUGUGGACGAGGACGAUCCGCAAAAACACUACACGUGGGCUGUCCUGAUGAUAAACUUGGCCAGUUUAUUCAUCAUAUCUGCUGGCUACUUUUCAGUUCAUCUGCUUACACAAAACUCUGCCAAUAAAGUCGGGAUAACGAACAAAUUUGGACCCUUGCAGCGGAAGAUAACUUUCAUCAUCUUCACAGACUUUCUGUGCUGGCUUCCCUUUAUUGUAGUCUGUGUCAUAUACUACAUAGACAAGAAUAUAAUAAACGAGAAAGAUCUGUAUCCAGCGUUUGCCACAAUAGUUUUACCAAUAAACUCAAUCAUCAACCCUCUUCUUUACGACAACGUUCUUGCGACUCUUCCGUCAUAUUUCUGGCGAAAACUGACUCAUUAUGCUCGUUUGAUCUUACCACAGUCCUGCUCAAAUUGGAGCGGAUUGAGGAGAAGAUUUACCGACAACGGAGAAUUUAGAGAUCAUUCUAAGAAGACAGUGCUCAGCUUGGACCAGUUUGGUAACAAGAAUCUUCAGAUUAGUCAGAAAGAUAUUAACAACUCGAGGGUUUCGCAAGUUACAGCUUGCUAAAUACUGUAUAUAAUAAUCUUGUAAUAUUCUUUAGAAUUAUAACUUGACAAGAACUUAACCUUGAUCGAUAAUUUAGAUAGAUGAUUCAGAUAUUGGAUAUUAUUCAGUAUUAUAUAAUAUAUGAUAAGAAUUCAGAACGAUGUGUUAUUGUUAAAGGCAUAUAAUAUUCGUUGAGUGCAUUGAGGAUGAAUGAUUUGUGAAAUUUAUUUGUCGCUGAUUCGCUACUCUAUGGCUGUUAUGUAUACGAUUACGAUGUACCUCAUCAGAUCGUCAAUGAGGUAUUGUCAAAUGACGCUCUCAUUUUGUAACAUAUUAUGCUCAUUCUGUGUUGGU
Molecule: messenger RNA, 3880 nt
Organism: Bolinopsis microptera
Lineage: Eukaryota; Metazoa; Ctenophora; Tentaculata; Lobata; Bolinopsidae
Exons: 3
Coding region: 86-3547 (1153 amino acids)
Biological process (GO): hormone-mediated signaling pathway; activation of adenylate cyclase activity; adenylate cyclase-activating G protein-coupled receptor signaling pathway
Cellular component (GO): plasma membrane
Molecular function (GO): protein binding; G protein-coupled peptide receptor activity
Source: RefSeq, a predicted model, not a curated record